AUGGCAUUUGAUAUAGACAUAGAAUGUAAAAGGACCAAAGAAGCCAUCAGACAAAUAAAUAAAACAAUAUCUGUGCCUAAAACGAAGACAGUGUUUGAAUGUUGCGAAGGAUAUGUCAAGAAGAAUGGGAAAUGUUCAGCUCUCUGUUCAUAUGGUUGCAUUCACGGAAAAUGCACUAAACCCAAGACUUGUAUCUGCAAUGAAGGUUGGCAUGGACCCAAUUGCACUGCUGAAUGUGAUGAUGGAUGGUUUGGUGAAGGAUGCAAGAUGUACUGCACUUGCCAGAACGGAGCCACCUGCGAUAAGAGAAAUGGAUUUUGUCACUGCCCUCUAGGUUUUGCAGGCGUAUUUUGCGAAUCUAUUUGUCCUAAGGAAUCAUAUGGAAGGAAUUGUGUAAAUGAAUGUCAUUGUAAAAAUGGAGGUGUGUGCAACUUCAUAGAUGGUACAUGUGAUUGCCCUCCUGGAUACAUAGGGAGAUACUGCGAAAAUCAAUGCCAGGAUGGAACUUAUGGAGAAAAAUGUCUGAAGAACUGUUCGUGUAAUGAUUUAGCAACUAUCUUCUGCAGACAUAAUGAUGGAAAAUGUAUGUGUGUCCCUGGUUGGAAAGGUGAUACAUGUUCCAAUAAAUGUGAUUUAAAUACUUGGGGAGUUCAUUGCUCCAAGAAAUGCAAAUGUCCUCCCAAUUCUAUCUGUGAUCACGUCACUGGAAACUGUUCUUGCCAACCUGGAUGGUACGGACUAAAGUGUGAAAAAAAAUGUCCAGAAGGAUAUUUUGGAAAAGAUUGCAGAAUGAAGUGUCCUGAUUGCAUGUACCUUCCGGGGACUUGCCAUUACAUCACUGGACAGUGCAGCUGCCCUGCAGGCUCUAGAGGCUCAAAUUGCGAUUUAGAAUGCCCAGAAAACACAUAUGGUGAAAAUUGCAUCUAUGAAUGUUCAUGUAGUAAUAACAGUUCUUGUGAUCCUGAAACUGGCGCUUGCAUCUGCUUACCAGGAUGGACUGGAGAAAAUUGUUCCAUUCCAUGCGGCAAUGGAACGUAUGGUUUAAACUGCAGUUUCUUUUGUAAUUGUUCCGAUAACUACACUUGCAAUCCGAUCAAUGGUGAAUGCAUCUGUGAAGAUUUUUAUUCUUCAAUUUGCCACUCUUAUGAGUCCAACAAAAUCGAUACAGGUCCGGAGUAUGACGAAUCAGAAUCAUCUUGGGACAUUUUGAUUAUUCUACUUAUUGCCUGCGUUUUGCUAGGAUUUUUAUUAUUCUGUUUCUUUGUACUCUGCAUCACCAAGAGGGCUAAAAAAUCUCGCUCCCGCUUAACAAAAGAAGAAAACAGCACAACUAACGUAAUACAAGAAAACAGCUCUCCUUCUAUUUCAAGUUUUCGUUUUAUGAAUCCUAAUUACGAAACAGCAGAAAAUAUAGAUUCACUAAAUAAGAAUCCAAAACUUUCUUUUACAUCAACAAGCAGUUUUACUGUAAAAAAAGAAGACAAAAAGUGGGAUUUAGAAGAAGUGGAAUUCAGAAUUCCUGAUUGUGAUAAAGCAUCACCUAUUAAAAAACAAUGCGUAGAAAUAUUCUUUGGUACUGCACAGACACAGGAAGGAGAUAAAAUUGUUACCUGCAUCCCAGAAGUCAGAUAUUCCAAAACAGCUCAGUCAUUUGGUAUUUCUGAUGAAGAUGCAUCUUCUCAAAGAAAUUCCAUGUAUGCUGAUGUUGAGUACAAAAAUGAAGAUCCUUCAGAAAUUCACAUGAAUCCAACUGAAAAGAUGGAGACUUAA
Molecule: messenger RNA, 1770 nt
Organism: Argiope bruennichi
Lineage: Eukaryota; Metazoa; Arthropoda; Arachnida; Araneae; Araneidae
Product: cell death abnormality protein 1-like
Exons: 15
Coding region: 1-1770 (589 amino acids)
Molecular function (GO): scavenger receptor activity
Source: RefSeq, a predicted model, not a curated record